AUGUCCCGGCUGCUGGGAGCGGCGGCGGCCGGGCGGGAAGCGCGGGCUGCGAGGGCUGCUUAUAAAUUAGAGGGAAGCAACCGAAAACUUUACUGUUGUCUUCUUGUAAUGGCUUCUGUAGGACACAAACUCUUGAAUUUCUUUGCCAUCAGCCUAGUUCAGCCAGCAGUGUCGGUGGGAAAUGUUGGUCAACUGGCAAUAGAUCUAGUGAUUUCCACACUGGAUAUGACUAAAGUUGGUUACUUUUACACUGAAUGCCUGGUGCCAAUGGUUGGAAAUAAUCCGUAUGCAACGGCAGAAGAAAACUCAACAGAGCUGAGUAUAAAUGCUGAAGUGUAUUCGUUACCUUCAAAGAAACUUGUAGUUCUGCAGAUCAGAUCACCUUUUAUAAAGAACAAGUACAGGCCAUUCUGUCAAACACUGCUUUCUUGGGUGAAAAGCAGCAAAUGUGCCAGAGUAAUUCUUCUGUCUAGCAGCCAUGCAUACCAGCGUGAUGAUGAGCAACUUCUUGGGACACCACUACGUUACUUACUUACACCUGAUCUUGAGAAAGCAGUUGGAGGCCUUAUGCAGGAGCGAAACUGGAAAGAAAUGGAAAAAGUGGCAGCUUACCCUGGAGUAAAUGAUACAGAAAAAGUUCUACAUAUUCCUGGAGGUGGCAUCACAAAACUGUUGUUUACUGAGAGUUGUUCAAAAGGAAUCCAAAUGGCAGUUCUUCUGAAAUUCUGCUCAGAAGGGGACAACAUCCCUGAUGCAUUUGCUCUUGUUAACUAUCUUAAUGAAUGGCUCCAGCUAAUUAAAAGCGAAAGCAAUUCCACAGAUACUUCUUCACAGUGGAAAAUCCCAAGUUCUUGGCGCUUACUUUUUGGCAAUGGUCUUCCACCUGCGCUCUUCUGA
Messenger RNA from Leptosomus discolor (cuckoo roller), 897 nucleotides. The record is from RefSeq and is a predicted model, not a curated record. NCBI's taxonomy places the organism in Eukaryota, Metazoa, Chordata, Aves, Leptosomiformes, Leptosomidae.